AUGGCUCAAGUCCAGGGACAACACGGUCAUAGUGCGGCAUGCUGUAGUAUCCCUCCUAUUGUUGCGAAGGGGUAUGAGGAGAAGGGGAAGUAUGAGACGAUUGGGGGGUUGAAGACUUAUGUCACUGGAUCGGGCAAUGCUUCGAAGGGAUUGCUGUAUAUCUAUGAUAUCUUCGGCUACUUCCCACAGUCAAUCCAAGGUGCUGAUAUCCUCGCUACUAGCGAUAAGGAUAAUCAGUAUCAAGUUUUCAUCCCUGAUUGGUUUGAAGGCAAGCCUGCUGAUAUCUCAUGGUAUCCACCCGACAACGAAGAGAAGGGAAAGAAACUUGGCAACUUCUUCCAGACCACCGGUGCACCCCCCACAACCGCCUCCAAAGUCCCCACCAUAAUCGAAGCCCUCACCAAAGCCUACCCCAGCAUCAAAACCUGGGGCGUAAUCGGUUUCUGCUGGGGCGGCAAAAUCGUCUCCCUCACCACCUCCACACCAUCCACGCCCUUCAAAGCAGCCGCCGAAUGCCACCCCGCAAUGGUCGACCCUUCCGAAGCGUCAGGCAUCAAGAUCCCAUUGUGUAUGCUAGCCAGCAAGGACGAGCCUAAGGAGGAUGUCGAGAAGUUCGAGAAGAAUUUGAAGGGCGAGAAGCAUGUGGAGAUCUUUGCGGAUCAGGUUCAUGGGUGGAUGGCUGCGAGGGCGGAUUUGGAGGAUGAGAGGGUUAAGAGUGAGUAUGAGCGGGGGUAUAAGACUUUGUUGGAGUUCUUUGCGAAGCAUAUGUGA
Molecule: messenger RNA, 771 nt
Organism: Cadophora gregata
Lineage: Eukaryota; Fungi; Ascomycota; Leotiomycetes; Helotiales; Ploettnerulaceae
Exons: 5
Coding region: 1-771 (256 amino acids)
Molecular function (GO): hydrolase activity
Source: RefSeq, a predicted model, not a curated record